This is a messenger RNA of Solanum lycopersicum (tomato), 1914 nucleotides long. RefSeq lists its product as uncharacterized. The record is from RefSeq and is a predicted model, not a curated record. Gene Ontology annotation, cellular component: nucleus. Gene Ontology annotation, biological process: regulation of DNA-templated transcription. Lineage: Eukaryota; Viridiplantae; Streptophyta; Magnoliopsida; Solanales; Solanaceae.
UUCUUUUUUUUAAACAAAAACAAAACAAAACAAAUGUAUUACUUUCCGGCCCAACUCCGGACACUUUCUCAACCCAAUUACCCCAACAGCUCACGACGGAACCCUUGAAUCUCCAAUUUUUUCAAUUAUCGAAACCCCUAAUAUUUCAAAACUUCGAAAUCCCAAUUUCGUAGACUGAAAACCUAAUUGAAUCGUAAUGGCAUCGCAGAAGAAGGAAUCGGAGGGAAUCGCUCUACUGUCUAUCUAUGGCGACGACGAAGAUGAAGACAUGGAAGAAGUUGAAGAAGAACAAAGGGAAGAAGAUGCACAAGAACACAGACCUGAAUCACAUAACUUAGGCUUUACAAUGGGCACAGAGUUCCAAGAUGAUAGCAAAAAAGUUUUCGGGUCUGAUUCAGGUCGGAGUUCGACUCCUUCACCUCUAAUUCAACAACUUCAGCAACAACAGUCUGUUGAAAAUUUCACACCUAGCAAGGUUUCGAAUUUUGGUGUUGGUUCUACCACUACGACGCCAUUAGCGUCCGUUUCUUCCCCAAAUCCUCAGCCAAUGGAGAUGAAUUUGAAUGUGAAUGUGAGUAGACGAGCAAGGCUAACUAUUGUUGAUUAUGCUCAUGAUGAAGUUACCAUGUCACCGGAGCCUGAGGAAGGAGAAGUAAUGGCUAGUGGAAGAGUCAUGUAUGGAGCGGAACUUCAAACUGCUAGUGUUGAAUUUAUGGAAAAGGCUUCACCAGCUCUUCAGGUUAGAACACCUAGUGCUCAAACCCCUCCUCAGUCAGCUGAGCCAACUGAACAAUUGGAUGAUACUAUGGACUUUGCUGUUAAUGAAGGACAUGGAGUUGCUGAAGAAUCUGUUAUGGUUCCUGCAGAAGAACAAAAAGAGUUAGAUCUGUUGGAGAAAUUUCUUCCUCCUCCACCAAAGGAGAAGUGCUCAGAUGAAUUGCAAGAGAAGAUCAUGAAAUUCCUUGCUCUGAAGAAGACUACUGGCAGAAGCUUUAAUGCAGAAGUACGCAACAGAAAGGAGUAUCGGAAUCCAGACUUCUUGCUGCAUUCAGUGACUUAUCAAGAUAUUGACCAGAUAGGAUCUUGCUUCAGCAAAGACGUAUUCGAUCCGCAUGGAUAUGACAAAAGCGACUUCUAUGAUGAAAUAGAGGCUGACUCAAAGCGUGAAAUGGAGAGAAGGGAGCAAGAACGGAGGAGGAGUCCAAAAGUUGACUUCAUAUCGGGAGGAACACAGCCUGCACCGAUGGUUCCUACACCAAAAAUCAAUCUGUCGAUUCCAGGGAUGGCUCCUGUUGCUGCUGGUGCAUUACCGCCCACUGUAGAUGUUGUAACUCGGGAUGGUAGACAGAACAAAAAGUCGAAAUGGGACAAGGUGGAUGGUGAUCGGAGAGACCCUGUUUCUGCUGUUGGUGCACAUGCAGCACUUCUAUCAGCUGCUAAUGCUGGUGCUGGUUACACUGCAUUUGCGCAACAAAGACGUCGGGAGGCAGAAGAGAAGCGACCUAGUGACAAGAAGUUGGAUAGAAGAUCUUGAAAAUCUAAUUAGACAUGCGACUCCUGAAAGCUAUUGACCCUUUCCAACACAUCCAGUCAUGCACAAGUGUUGGCACAAAGAAAGCAGUUAGAGCAACGGGUGCCUCAUUUAGAAAGACAAAUUACUGUCAACUCUGAAUAUUCCCAUAUACUGUAUAUACCCAGUUUUUGUUUAGUAGUGAAGUCGAUUACAGGUUUUAAAGUUAAAGGAGUGUAGAGUUUUCAAUAUAAAGCUGGGGAGAAAAAAAAUGUACAAGUCUUCUUUUGGCCAUGUGCGCCAUAGAUUGCAAAUUAUUAAGUUGUACUCUUUGACUAGAGUCCUAAAAGAGCUGAAAUUUUUUUAAUGUACUUUGAAAAGUUAGAGAUGCCUUGUUUUGUUGA